Molecule: messenger RNA, 2072 nt
Organism: Cheilinus undulatus (humphead wrasse)
Lineage: Eukaryota; Metazoa; Chordata; Actinopteri; Labriformes; Labridae
Gene: drc1
Product: dynein regulatory complex subunit 1 homolog (Chlamydomonas)
Exons: 12
Coding region: 448-1845 (465 amino acids)
Biological process (GO): regulation of cilium movement; cilium-dependent cell motility; axonemal dynein complex assembly
Cellular component (GO): axonemal dynein complex; axoneme
Source: RefSeq, a predicted model, not a curated record
GUUUGUAUCUUAUCACAACACCUGAGAGUGAUCUAGACAGAAGUUUACGGUCUUGCAGAAAUUUGACAUGCCACACUGUGGCAAACUGUUCUGAACCAAACUGGACUGCUUAGUGAGACUGUUUUUUUGUUUGCUGUGUAGUGAUGUCAUCUGCAAACGGCCUAUAAGCAAUGUGACAACCAAACCUAGUCUUCCCUAUAUAAGCUAUAGCCUUUCACAGUCGAUGUUGUGAUGUUGGCACUCUACUCAGUCUAGUAUAUCAGUGAUUUGGUUGUUAGCAUGGGACCUAUUCACCACACAACAUUACUCCUACUUGUGUGAUAUUCCUUAACUCUGCAAUAAUAGAAAUAAGGGGCCUCUUCAGUGGAGGUUGAGGAAGUUUCCAGCCUGGAGGUCAAUGAGGGGUUAAAAGAAAAGGCCUCUGGGAGCCAGACUCAAGAGCAGCUGAUGGAGGAGAGUGAAGAGAGGCUACUCAACCUACAGAGAGAUUUGCUGGUGUUAGUGUCAAACAUCCCAACUGCAGCUGAUGCCAGAGAGUCGUUGCGGAGGACAAAGCAGGAGACGGCUAACAGGCUAAGAUCAGAGCAGCUGGAGAAUUAUGCAAAAUCAAGCCAGGAAAAAUUUGCAGAGAUCAACAAUGGGUGGUCUGUAGUAGAUAAUGAGAAGAUGACCGCUCAGGAGCUGCAGGACCUGCUGAACAACCAGCAGAAAUUAUGGUCUGCUCUCAGAGAGGACAUGAAUAAACCCAUAAAUGAGCUGAAACAGGAGCUGAAGAUUGGCAAUGAUAACUUUGUUAAGGACUUGAGGAGUUACACCAAAGAGCUGGACCUAAUGAUUGAGAGAAUGACCGACACGACCAAAACCCUGACAAAGGCCAACAGGGAGGAGAUGGCCUAUUUUAAGACAGUUCUUCAGCAGGAAACUGAAGCCUUACUUACAAGAGACAGGAGCGAAUGGGAACAAUGUGCAACUGAGCUUUCAGACAAAACGUUGGCGUGGCUCACAGAAAAGCAGAAGAAAAUGGAGGAGAAUAAGGUGGAAAUUCACGAUCAGAUGUUGGACAUAUGUGACCAGUUGAACACCUUCCAGUUAGAACAUAAUAGAAAUGUCCAUGUGGAGAGAGAGUGUUCACGUACCAGAUUUGCCCACACCAGUGUUGCAAAACUUGAAAAGGAAAAACAGCAGGCUGAUUUGCUCACAUAUAAGCACAACAUGAGCCGGAUAAAGAGCAAUAUCAGCAGUCUGAAAACAAAGAAUAAAAAGCUCAUUGCUCAGUUCAACUGCCAAACAAAACUGUUAACAGAGAAGAGCCGACUUUCUGCCAAACACCAAAAGAACAACCAGCGAUAUGAAAACACCAAGAUGACAAUAGAGAAGAAAAUAGAUCACUUUGCAGGCGCCAAUGUUGUACAGUUGGAGGAGAUGUGGUUGAUGAUCGAAGAAGAGAUGAAGCAGCUGGUUGAGGAAGUUAUAGCUUUGGACUCACUGAUCUGCGAGCAGCACCUUGGUCUUGCUUGGGAAAAACCUAAUUUAGCCUUUAUGGAGAGACAGGCCAAGAGCCCCGCCCACCAGGCUGUCUCCAAGUCAUCUCACAAAAUGCCCUCCUCACAGAGUAGUCCGCAGCAUGCUGCAGCUUGGGAUCCUUCAGAGGAUGAGGCCUACUGGGAGAGGGUGUGCAACAUCAUCUCUGAGGAUAAAGUGAAGCUCUGGGAAGCUGCAGAGAAGCAACUACAUCACUACAUUGAGGUCCUGACAGAAAUUUCUGAUGUCAUCCCUGAGGCUCAGAGUCUGAAGCAGCAGAAUGAUGAGCUGCGGAUUCUCCUGCUACAGUCUCAGCAACUGUAGCAAGUCAACAUGGAGCUGGAGAUGCCCACAGCUCUAAUUAACAUGGAGUCAACUUAUACUGGGCACUGCUAAGAGGACUGAAAUUCAUGAAUAAAUAAAGCCUGUAUUGCAUCAUGUUGUGGUUUUGGCUUUUAUUUUACAACCACAGAAAGAAAGUGGUAGAUGAGGGAUUUACAACAUCAGAUGAUGUUGGUUACAUCGUACAUCGUGUAUACCUAAUAAAACAG